This is a messenger RNA of Heterobasidion irregulare TC 32-1, 2845 nucleotides long. RefSeq names its product glycosyltransferase family 35 protein. Gene Ontology annotation, cellular component: cytoplasm. Gene Ontology annotation, biological process: glycogen catabolic process. Bases 48 to 2663 code for a protein of 871 amino acids. Gene Ontology annotation, molecular function: pyridoxal phosphate binding; glycogen phosphorylase activity. NCBI's taxonomy places the organism in Eukaryota, Fungi, Basidiomycota, Agaricomycetes, Russulales, Bondarzewiaceae. The record is from RefSeq and is a predicted model, not a curated record. The transcript is spliced from 29 exons.
GCAGAUCCCCUCGGCGACGGCGACCACAAACAAACAACAGUCACAAAAUGACUUCGACUAUCGAUACAACCACCAUUGGCAAGCCGCCCCCGCCCGCAGCUAGGCGCGCACGCCGUCACGUCCGUUCACUCACAGGCGACUUCCCCGAAGUCGACGAGAAAGGCGAGGAGAAAUGGCCCCGCGGCGAGGAAGCAGCCUGGAAGGAGGCCAUGCGCGACUUGCACACCGACGUCCCGGAGGUCACCAAGUCCAUCGUCGGACACGUGCAAACCUCCCUCGCACGCGCGCCGUACAACCUUGACGACUUUGGCGCGUACCAGGCCUCCGCACUCUCUGUGCGCGACAACCUCAUCGUCAACUGGAACUCUACCCAGCUCCACUACACCCGCAAAGCUCCCAAACGCGCCUACUAUCUCUCCCUUGAGUUCCUCAUGGGCCGCACCCUCUCCAACGCACUUCUCAACCUCUCAGUGCUACCUGCAUACGAGUCCUCCCUCGCGCGCCUCGGCUUUGCUCUUGAGGACGUGCUAGUACAGGAACGUGACGCCGCGCUCGGGAACGGCGGCCUCGGGCGCCUUGCCGCGUGCUAUCUCGACUCGUCCGCGACGCAGGAGCUCCCCGUAUGGGGGUACGGCCUGCGGUACAAGUACGGGAUCUUCCAGCAGCUCAUCAAGGCGGAUGACGGGACACAGCUCGAGGCGCCCGAUCCGUGGCUGGAGCAUCAGAACCCGUGGGAACUGCCUAGGUUGGACGUCGUGUACGAGGUGCGAUUCUAUGGGACGGCGGAGCGGUGGGGGGAUGGGAGCGGGAAGGGGACAUGGAGUGGGGGACAGGAGGUUUUGGCGGUCGCGUAUGAUGUUAUGAUCCCUGGCUAUGGCACCAAGAACACGAACAACCUCCGCCUCUGGGAAAGCAAGCCUAAGCGCGGUUUCGAUCUCCAGAGCUUCAACGCGGGCGACUAUGAGCGCGCGGUCGAGACGUCCAACACGGCUGCGGCGAUCACAUCCGUCCUGUACCCGAACGACCAUACCAGCUCGGGGAAGGAGCUACGGCUGAAGCAGCAAUACUUCUGGACGGCGGCGAGCCUUGCGGAUAUGAUGCGCCGGUUCAAACAUUUGGAAAAGCCGCUCUCGGAGUUUGCAGAGUAUAACGCGAUCCAGCUGAAUGAUACCCACCCGACGCUCGCUAUCGUCGAGCUCAUGCGCAUCCUCAUCGACGAGGAAGACCUGCACUGGGACCAGGCGUGGACGAUUGUCACCAACACAUUCUUCUUCACGAACCACACCGUGCUGCCGGAAGCGCUCGAGAAAUGGUCGGUGCCGCUGAUGCAGCACCUGCUGCCGAGGCAUAUGCAGAUCAUCUUCGAUAUUUUGUUAGCUGUCGAGAAGAAGUUCCCGGGGGACAGGGAGAAGCUUGCUAGGAUGUCGUUGAUUGAAGAGGGAUACCCGCAACAAGUCCGGAUGGCGAACCUGGCUGUCAUCGGUAGCCGCAAAGUGAACGGUGUCGCGGAGCUGCACAGCCAGCUUGUGCAGUCGAUCCUGUUCCCUGACUUUGUGGAGUUUUACGGGAAGAGCAAGUUUAGCAACGUGACGAACGGGAUCACCCCCCGGCGCUGGCUCGACCAGUGCAACCCGGGACUCUCGCAGCUCAUCACCGAGACACUCGACUUGCCGAAGGCGGUGUGGCUGAAGGACCUCUCGAAGCUCGAAGGGCUGCUCGCACACGUCGACGACGAGAAGCUGCAGCGCCGUUGGGCGCUCGUGAAGCGGCAGAACAAGGAGCGCCUCGCGCUCUUUGUCGAGAAGUUGAUGGGCGUCCGGGUAGACGCGGAUGCGAUGUUCGAUGUGCAGAUUAAGAGAUUGCACGAGUACAAGCGUCAAACUCUUAAUAUCUUGGGUGUCAUUCAUCGAUACCUCCUCAUCAAGAGCAUGACUCCCGAGGAACGGAAGAAGGUCGUAAAGAAGGUUGUCUUUUUCGGUGGCAAGGCGGCUCCUGGAUAUUACAUCGCCAAGCUGACCAUCCGCCUGAUCGUCAACGUCGCCCGCGUGAUCAAUAAGGACCCGGACACGAAAGCCUACCUCUCGCUCUUCUUCCUGCCUGACUACUCCGUCUCGCUCGCCGAGGUGCUCAUCCCCGCGUCGGACAUCAGCCAGCAUAUCUCCACCGCCGGUACUGAGGCGUCCGGCACGUCUAACAUGAAGUUUUGCCUCAACGGCGGGCUGCUGGUCGGCACCGUGGACGGCGCGAACAUUGAGAUCGCGGAGGAGGUUGGGGAAGAUAACGUCUUCUUCUUCGGGCACUUGACCCCCGACGUUGAGGAUCUGCGGUACCAGCACACGUACCAUCCCGUGCCGGUAGAGGAGAAGUCCCCCGCGCUGGCGCACGUCCUCAACGCCGUCUCGUCUGGCAUCUUCGGUGACGGCGGGGUGUACGAGCCGCUCCUCAACACGGUCAGGCAGGGCGACUUCUACAUCCUCACAGAGGACUUUGACUCUUAUAUCCGCGCGCUGGAGAUGGUCGACGAGGCGUACGCCGACCGUACGGAGUGGAUCAAGAAGAGCAUCAGGACCACCGCGAAGAUGGGCAAGUUCAGCUCCGACCGAGCCAUUCAGGACUACGCCCAGGAAUACUGGAACAUCGAGAGCAUCAAGCUACAGGAAUGAGUUGACGAGUCUUAGAUGCUAUGCGCCAAUGCGCCGUCAGCCGCAGGAUACAAUACCCGUUGGACUGUUUGUAAGUUGUUGUGCACCAUGUGUUUUCCACCCCGAUGUGUAGCAAUUCGAGCGUUCAAAUUUGUAUUCGAUGAUAUCAAGAACAAAACGACGACAGUGACGUUUGAAACCAU